Molecule: messenger RNA, 8747 nt
Organism: Phlebotomus argentipes
Lineage: Eukaryota; Metazoa; Arthropoda; Insecta; Diptera; Psychodidae
Gene: tefu
Exons: 19
Coding region: 1-8577 (2858 amino acids)
Biological process (GO): DNA repair
Molecular function (GO): protein serine/threonine kinase activity; protein binding
Source: RefSeq, a predicted model, not a curated record
AUGCCGCGAAUGGAGAACGAGCUGCUGCAGCUCUCGGAGAACAUCGCGUCUAACACUCUGAAAGUCCGGACAGGAGCUGCGGAGAGAUUAAAUUCUCUCCUGGACAAUCCAGAGGCAAGAGACGCAAUCUCUCACAAUGUAUCUAUUGAUUUUGGCUCAAAGGAUCUCUUGAAUCACGUCCUGCAAGGACUGAAGAAACAAAUUGAAAAGUACGCCCGGACUGAGAGACCUGAUAAGUGGCUGACUGUGUUCAACUCCUGCGUCCAAAAGAUAAUGGGAAUCAUCAGCCAGAAUCCUCUGCUGAUUGACAGUUCAUAUCUAGUGGAGAAAUUCAUCUCUAUUCUGGAAGAUGAAAGCCUCCUGACCUUCUGCGGGACGCAAUUUAUUCAAAUCAUCAUCAGCUACUUCUCUGCAAAUGAUGUGACACUCUGUCGCGUAAAACUAGCCCAAUGGAAUGAUCUUCUGGACAUCCUCGUGGAUUUGUAUCUUGACAGCAAUUCUAUCACGAAGAUCCUUAUUCUUCAGGCAGUGAGAACUGUGCUCCAGGAAGGGGUGAAACACAGCUACAUCUUAAUUCACUUGCCUCAGUUUGUGGAGAAGUUCGAAAGAAUCUUCCUUUCGGCCAGUGAAGAUUGUAUGCGAAGAGAGGCUUUUAGCGUCAACUACACUCUCUGCGAAGUCCUAGCUGUACAGAAUACUUCCCUGGUGGAUAAGCAUUCAAGGAAGAUCUUGCCGAAGAUCAUCGAAAAUUAUUAUCUCGCGCGUCAUGAUGAUAUGAAGGAAGUAAGUGUGAAGUUCUUUCAUCUAGUACUGAUCCUCAGUACUCUUCCUGAUGCAUCUUCGGACGAUGAAACAUCGUGGAACUGCCUGAAAUUGAAGAUGUUCAACAUUCUGGACACUGAACUCAAGCAUGUGGUGAAGAUUUCGGAGAAUAGGAAGUUCUCAGUGUCGCCUAUAUUGGUGAAAUUUGGCGCUUGUCUUUAUAUGGAUUUGAUCCGGAGCAAGUUUAUCACCCACUCCAGUCGUGGAAAUGAUGAGCAAGCGAGGAAGAGAGCUCGAUUCAAUGAGAAUUUCCAGGGGCUCCUCGAUAUGGUAAACCCAGCGAACCAGGAGAUCGAUCUGGGAUGGUUCUGUAUUCUCUGUGAGAUAGUAAUAAAUCACAGAGAUCUUCAUUUGCUGGAAGGAGAGAUGGAGAAGGUGGUGAAAAUUCUGGAAUUAUCUCAAAUGAGUCUCAAGGCUGAUGUUCUGAUGGAGUAUUUCUGUGGAGCUGCAGCGAUUCUCUUGACAGAGACAAAGAGAAAUCCAAAGUGCAGAGAAAUCUUCCUGACAAUUGCUCAAAGAAUCCUCAAAUUAUCUUCGAUCGACGCUUUUUCCGCGGAUCUAAUCAGCAAGAUCAUCGCUUGUGGAAUUAUUCCAUUGCGACAGCGAGUGAAGAUCAUUGAGGAUUUCUUGGGAAACAAGGAAGAGACAAGAGAGAUGAAAAUCCUCAUAACAGCUUUCAAUGAUGCCAAUGCUAAAGAGAUUUUUUUCUCGAAAAAUCCCCUGAAUACAAUUACUACGUGGACUUCUACCUCAACAGACGUUUUAGUUAAACUGCAGCCAAAUUUAGUGGCUGAAAUGGUGGUGGUUUACCUCGUGAAUGCAAUAAGGUUAGAAGAAACACGUCCAGAAGAUGUGAGGAAAUCGAAGAUCAUCGAUAAGGAAUAUUCUGAAGCAAUGAAGGAAAUUCAGGGAAACUUAAAUGACAAGUUUCUCUGCAAGUUCAUCGAAAAGAGUGAGGAGAAGACCAAAGGAAUUCCCCAACGAGGACAAUUGGUUGGAAUUCAUCUUCAGGAGUUGAUGAGGAGUCUUUGUGUUUUGCCGAUAAAUAUUCCCAGCGAAGUGGCGGCUUUAUACUUCACCAAACGUGCCGAGAUAUUUCUCCGAAUCCACAAUGCAGUCAAGAAAGUUCUCCUGAACGAGGUGGAGAACUUUCUGGUCAUGUUGCGAUCUGAAGUAAUGAAGAAUAUACAGGAAGUCGAGAGGCGCCUCACAGAGAAGAAGCGUGAAUUGUCGAGAAGUCACAUCAUGAGUCUGAUUGAGAGACUGUCGCACUUCUUCAAAGAGGAUAAUCAAGGCCUGAUAAGAGAUUGUGAAGUUUCUGGCAUUGUAAAGUACGUUGCUGAGCACUUUCAAAAUUGCUACUCUCACCUUGGAGGUGCCAACGAAGAGUCCUACCGCGUCAUACUGACAAACUGCCUCCAGUGCAUGGUUCAUAUGCACAGUUUCCAUGCAGUAUCGGUGGAGAAUUCUUGGAGGAGGAUUACAGACAGCCUCCUAGAUUCUGAGACCAAAGCUACUCGCAGAAUUACUUUGGAUGUGCUAAAGACGAUCGUCCAGAUGCCCUAUGCAGAUUCUUUGGCUGAUUGGACGUGCACUGAGAUUGAAGACCUCACGUCGAAGUUCAACAAGUGUCCAGAAGUACUUGAAGAACUCCUGGGAAUUAUACGAGAUGCAGCGGUGUAUUUCAAAGACAAUAAUCCUGAGAAUCUGGACAAAAUCCUAGAGCUCUUCACCAAGCUCCUCAAUAUCUCACUGAAGAACAUCUACCGCCCACAGAUUGCGAAGAUUCUUAUCGAACACAUUGUCCACUUCUUCCUGAACGGCGUGGCGGAUGAUCAGGAUACGGCCGAAACGUUUAUUGAAGUACUGAAGCGAUUUCUCAACUCUUCACUCUUCACCAUUCAAAUGAGUGUCGUGAGAGCCCUUGUGGAGAUCUUCAAGGAUGGCACAAAAGUGGACUUUGUAUACUUUCCAAAGGACGAUCUGGCAAAUUUCUUCGUCAACAAUGAGGAUUCCGCGGAGAAUAAAUUUGCUAUCAUUGUGCAAUUGUUUCAAGGGCUCUUCAUCAAUUGCUUGCCCGCCAGAAGAUUUAUGCUCUUCAUAUUCGCAGAUAUGCUGUCGCAACAGAACGAAGUUGAUGCCCGCCUUGCGCGUCUGCACGACGAGCGCUUCAACCGGCAGGCGAGUGUGUGGCGCAAGUACGUGGAGUACUGCAUGCCGGACAUGGUGGAGCUGUGGUCACGCUGCGCGAAGCCGGUCGAAAGUCACUGUGAGAUGACACAGAGGCAUCAGCGCCUUCCGCCGCCUCAUGGUCGCCUGGUGGGAUAUUCAUACAAACUUGUGACUUGUCCCAAGUCCACAACUCCAUCUGAGCCACCUCUCUCACUCGUGCACACGCCUCUGCUGUGUUCCAGCCCACGAGCGCUCGCCUGCCGCUCAUGGUCUCCCAUUGCCCGCGAUGCUCCUCGCCUUCCAAAGGGAAGGCGCACGGCCGCACUUUUCCCACUCUUGGAAUUUCUGUCCUCCGCUGAAUGCCACAUGAGACACAUUCCCGGACUAUUGGGCAAAACUUUCGGCAAUUCCGUCACGUUCGGCACAACAAUGUUUGGUAUGCUGGCGUUCGGUGUGUGUGCUAAAAUCUUCCCACAAUUGGCUGGUGGCACUCAUAUGAUUAUGUCGAGUCGACGCAAACAAUUCUCACUCCCAACGAACAUCGCUGGAUGCUCAUCUCGUGUCGCUUUUAUGGACAAAUACCGACAAAUUUUUCCAAAAUUCCUGAUCUAUCAUGGCCAGGAAAAAGUUCUGAAAGAACUGGGUGCUUCUGACCCGAAGGAAUUGGCGAAAAAUUCCAUGCUCGAGUGCUUUCCGUUCAUCCUUUUGGAGCACAAUGAGAAGUGUCGCAAGAUGAGAGAGUUCUUUGAGAGAAUCUUUGGAAAUACUGGUGACUUUGCGAAGCAGAAUGGAGUCCUGAUCCUGCAGAAACUUUUUGAGAAUUUCUGGGAUAGCGCAGAAUUUAAGAAACUCUUUGGUUUCUCCCACAGUGAACUCAUGCUUUCUGAGUUGCAACUCAAUUGUGAGCAAUUCCAAAGAUGUCUCGAUAAAUUGAAUUGGGAUUUUUCGGAUUCUGAUGGCAAUUUUUUCAGCACUCUAUGCCAUACUGAACCUUUUGAGGUGGUGAAAAUCCUCAUGAGCCUCAAGCAAGCUAUUUAUCGUGCGCCUGACACUCUUGAAAUGCUGAAUCCGAUUUUACGCUUUGUCCACUUCAGCAGAAGACUCACAGCUGUGGUUAAGAGUGAUUCCCUAGACAGCACAGUCAAGAGUUUCUUUUUCUGUGAUGUGACAAGAUUUAUCCUUCAUCUGGUAACCACUGUUGAUUUUCCUCAUAACGUGAUGAAGAGUCUUCUGCAAGAGUUUUAUGCAGUCUUUGAGCAGAAUUUCGACAAUGCUCGCGAUGGUGUGAAGGAUCAGCUUGAGUUUGCAGUGGAGAAACUCACGAAAAUUGUGAGAAGUGUGGAGAACGAGGAUGUGAAGUCAACUGCUUUGAAAACCCUGAGAUUUCUUUUCAUUGAAAAGCAAACUGAUUUGGUGGAUGUCCUAAAAGUGAUCAACAAUAUGCCGAGAGAAGUGGAAUUUGAUGCCAUCAGAGAGACUCAGGAUGUGAUUGUGAACAUGAACUUUAGUAGUUCGUGUGAUUUACUCAUGGAAGAGACUGUGGAAAAUGAGAGUAACUUGGUGAAGGAUAUUGAUCACUUUCUGGUGAUAAAGAAUCCUAACAUUGACAGUAUCAAGCAUCUCAAAAGAAAGUUAUCAAAGAAUCCUGCGAAAUUGGCUGAUAUUUAUCAGCAAGUCAACUCACAAGCCACUGAUACGAUUCUUCAUAAACUCACCGAUGUUUUGGUCAAAUGUACACAAUCUGAAGAUGACAGCGUGAGCUUGGAAGCAACAAAGUGCCUCAGUGAGAUGGGAUAUUUGGAAGUCAACCAAUCAAAAUCCACCUCAAACCCAAUGGAAGGCCGGAAGAAGACAAAAAUCUUCUAUGCCGAGCAAAUUAUCCUGACUUAUGAGAAGAUCAUCCAAUCACUGCAGGAAUUGCAACAAAACAGUGAUGUUUCCGUGUCAAAUGCUGCCACAGCGACACUGAAUGCAAUUUUCAGUGAUAUAAUAGGCAGAGAGAUGAGAAGUAUGAAGAACAGGAAGAUCUUCAUGAGCACUAAGAGAUGCAAGCAAGUUCUUAAUAUCUCUGAAAGCUCGGUGAAUUGUCAGUCUUUGAGGCAAUUGUUCAGAGCUGAGACGGGAGAUACUCAUGAGAUGUGGAUUGGAAGGGUGGCUGGGAAGAUUCUGGAGGCUUGUAGCUGUUCAGCACUCAAGAAAAUCACCACAAAGAGGACGUCAUUCGCUGAAUUUCUGGUGCCGACACUUAUAUCCCUCUUACUUUCAAUCCACUAUCGACCGAUUAAUGGCGAAAUUCAGCAAUCUGUGAAGGAUUUCUUUGAGAAUUACAGCAAAGAUAAAACGGACAACAUUGCGAGUAUUCAUUUGAAUAAGAAAUCGAUACAAAUCAUGCUCACCAUUUGCGACAGCAUUCGAUUUUAUAAUGCGGUAUCUUACCACGACUCAAACAAUGCCAAAACAUUCCAAAGGAUCGAACUGAGUAAUCUACAGAUUGCUGAUGCCGCGUGCUACAGUGAAAACUUCACUGUAUCCUUGGUAUUUGCCGAGAUGUGGAUCGCUGAACAGAUGAAUAUCGAGAAGAAGACUUCACGGGAUAUUCUAGGGACCGCCAUCAGAGAGAUUUUGAUCAAGUGCUACGAAGCGAUUGAGGAGAACGACGCUGCAAAACCAUUCUAUGACCUAGAAGAGAUGAGAUUGUGGUAUUUGAACAAUGAUUCUUCCAUUGGGAGGUGUUUUGUGGAGCGCGACACGGCGAAUGCACUGAAAUUGGAGCAAUCCGAUCAAUAUGAGCAACUCUUGCAGAGAUCUGGCCUUCACUACUUGACCAACUAUUUGUCGCCUGAGCAGAACUUUAAUUGCGCCUGGAGAAUGGGCGACUGGAAUGUGCUGGAGAAAGAUUCAUCUGCAGACAAGAAUUGCGACUUUGAGCGCGAUCACUACAAAGCGCUAAAGAAUGUGAUGAAGGGCGAUGAGAAUCUCACGUGGUUGUCCAUUGAGAAGUCACGGCUGAGCUUAGUGGAGUCGAUGAGGAGGAAAAAUCCUCAAUCGUCAAGGAUAUUCUGCAAUCACUUUACGAUGCUGCGUCAAAUGCAGCAAAUUGAAGAUUUCUCACUAGCAUUCUUCAGUGGCGAUCGCGAAGAUGCUUUGGUGCGAUUGUAUGACAAGUGGCAGUGGCACGAUACUUUGCCUUGUACAUCUUUUGUAGAGAAAGAGAAAAUUUUGGCACAGAGAUUAGCCAUCUUGAGUGCGGCAAAUGAUGUGAAGAUGACCGCAGAGAAGCAUAAAACUCUCCUGCGGCUCGUUCACGAGGCCAGAGAUGCCAAUUGUGACAAUAUUGCCAUUAAAUACCUCAAACAUCUGCGGAGUCUCACUCUGGACGACGAAAUAGAGUCUAAAAUGCUCCUUGAAGAUGCUCAACUCUGCAAGAAAUUUGGCUACACAGAUUUGGCAAAGAAACUAUUCUCAUCACUUGUUUGUGAUCAGAAAUACGAGUCAUUUUUCACGAGAAUUACAGGAUUGUGGACUUGUGGGGAGUUUUUCUCUGACAAUAUGAGUGAGAAUCCCAGUGAGAUAUAUCAGGAUUACUUCCUGAAAGCCAAGAAUGAGGUGAAUGAUUAUCAAAAGCGCUGUCAAAGUGUCGGCAAUGAAAUGAAGAGCAUCCAAGAGGAGAAGAUAAAGAUUUUCACAGCUGUGGCGAAGUUCGCAGAUAAAAUCUACACUGAACGUGACAAGUACCUGAAUUCAAAUGAGUACAAAGAGAAGUGUCACUAUAUUGAGUUGACACAGAAGGAGGCGCAGAAGUUAUCCGCACAGAAAUCAUCGAGUGCGGAGUUAAAGAAGAGGAAUUAUAUGAAGCGCUAUAUUUUAAUGAAGAACAGUGAACUGGACAAGAAUGAGAUUGAGUGCAUCCGCAAUGACAGGAAUCAAUAUCUCUCAAUUGCCAUUGAUUAUUACGUCUGUUUGGCGGUUUUCGGAGAGAACUGUGAUGUGUACAUCUCGAGACUGGUUUCGUUGUGGUGCUCAAAUCAUUCGGAGAAGAAAGUCACUGAGAUCUUAACGAGGGUGAUCGAUCAAGUGCCAAGCUAUAAAUUUCUAAAAGUCCUGCCACAACUUGCUUCACGACUGGGACACUCUAAUAUGGCAUUCAGGAAUCUCGUGGAGAAGACGAUCGAGCGAUGCUGCUCAGAUCAUCCCUACCACUCGCUCAAUCAUAUAAUGGCCCUUCAAAAUGCCAAUAAUGAUGCCGAAGAGGACAGUUUUGACGAGAGCAGUCACAUGUUGCAGACCAACGCCAAGAAGAUCAUUCAGAGAUUGCGAAGCAAUUGCAAAGUGAAGAAUAUUGUCGAAGAACUGAAUGAUGUCAGUGUUGCCUUUAUUGAAUUGGCAAAUAAAACGAUCGAACCAAUCUCACAAACCUUGAAAUUGAGCCCUAAUGAGAAGAUCCUAAAAAUGGGCAAUAAGCGACUCUUUCACCUGCCAACUGUGAAUCUUCCUGUGAGAAAAGACUGCAAUUAUGCUAAUAUAACAUACGUAACUCAGUGGUCAAAUGAGUUCAGCAUUCUUUCCGGCAUUAACGUUCCUAAGCGUUUGGUUUGCAUAUGCUCAGACGGGAUUAAUCGAAGUAUUAUUGUGAAGGGGAAUGACGAUCUUCGUCAGGAUGCACUCAUGCAGCAGGUGUUCCUCUAUAUCAAUGAUAUCUUCAGAAGGGAAAGUCACAUGCAAAAGCUUCAAAUUCGCACGUACAAAAUCAUUCCACUGACCAAGAGAUCGGGAUUUAUGGAGUUUUGUGAAAAUUCGACGCCCUUCACGACGUAUUUGUCUAGAGCUCACGCACGCUACAGGCCGUCUGAACCAUCUUACAAUGAUGCUCGUCGGAUUAUUCAGAGCUAUGCGCAACAGGAUCCUCAGACGAAAUUGUCAGAGUAUUUGAAACUCUGCGAGAAAGUGAAGCCAGUGUUCUACAACUACUUUCUGGAGCAGUUUCAAGAUUCGAGGCAGUGGUACGAGAGGAGAUUGGCGUACAUCAACACAGUGGCGUCAACAUCAAUGGUGGGAUUCAUUCUGGGCAUUGGAGAUCGCCAUCUGGGCAAUAUAUUGCUAGAUCAGAAAACAGCAGAAAUUAUUCACAUUGAUUUUGGCAUUGCUUUUGAGAGAGGUGUCAUUCAAAACACUCCAGAACUCGUACCAUUCCGUCUCACGCGUGAUAUCGUGUCGGCGAUGGGAUUUUUGGGUGUGGACGGGAUCUUCAGGCGCUCGUGUGAGAUGACAAUGGAGGUGUUGCGUGAAAAUCAGGCAACAAUUAACACAAUUCUCGAAGUUCUCCUCUAUGAUCCCCUGUGCAAUUGGAGCACGAGCCAGCAGUCCGAGAAGAGUGCAUCGUCAAAUGAGAGUAUGCACGUGAGUGAGCAGAAAAAUGCAUCGGCCGCUCGCGCGCUCUUUCGCGUUAAUGAGAGACUCAGUGGACGUGAUUCCAACUCCACUACUGUCCAUGCUGUUGGCACUCAAGUGGAGAGACUCAUUCAGCAGGCGAUAAAUCCGGCAAAUCUCUCGCGAAUGUUUUGCGGUUGGAGUGCAUUUUAUUGAUGCAGAAAAAAAUGUGAGGCGCACACGAUGAAUAUCGGAGGGAAACAGAUCAAAUGACGAAAUAAGGGGUUGUGACGUGAAGACGCAAGCCUGAGGUGUUUUGCUGGGGGAAUUCUACCUGAACGUCUCAUGGAAGAUAAGUGAAACUUCUUCAGUUAUAUUCCGCACAU